Molecule: messenger RNA, 192 nt
Organism: Exophiala aquamarina CBS 119918
Lineage: Eukaryota; Fungi; Ascomycota; Eurotiomycetes; Chaetothyriales; Herpotrichiellaceae
Exons: 2
Coding region: 1-192 (63 amino acids)
Source: RefSeq, a predicted model, not a curated record
AUGGCAGGCGGCGUGCCACAAAAGACGUUGGGCUGGCUCUAUGAUGUCUUGAAGCGUGAAUAUCACGAUCCUAACCGAACGUAUUCCGAUCUUGCACAUGUCCUCAGUCGAUACCCUGGCUUCGGGCCUCGAACAGAUGUCUACAGUGCGUUGAUGCGAUGGAAAGAAGAUAUGACCUACAUGCUGAAUUAG